Messenger RNA from Lindgomyces ingoldianus, 1262 nucleotides. RefSeq lists its product as uncharacterized. The transcript is spliced from 2 exons. NCBI's taxonomy places the organism in Eukaryota, Fungi, Ascomycota, Dothideomycetes, Pleosporales, Lindgomycetaceae. The coding region runs from base 170 to 1255 and encodes 361 amino acids. The record is from RefSeq and is a predicted model, not a curated record. Gene Ontology annotation, molecular function: molybdenum ion binding; catalytic activity; pyridoxal phosphate binding.
GGUUCUCCUUCCUCUGGUAUUAUUUACAAUCGGAGUCCACGAAGACUUUCUGCAAGUCCGUCAGGCUUGCAGAUGCUGAUCCUUUGAUAAGCGUUUGCCGCACUCUACACAGUUUCCUUCUUAACUAGGACUCUGUGUUUCCGAGAACUUGUCUUUUUCCAAUUCAGUAAUGGAAAUGGCGCUCUCAAGCGCUACACAAAGCGCAAUAAUCCUUCCCGCCUUCUUCCUUCCCAUCUUAACUUUUGUCUUCUACACCCGCUUCCUUCGCUCCAAGACGAGCGGACCAUUGCCUCCACCAACCCAGAUAACAAAUCUCUUCGUAUAUCCCAUAAAAUCCUGCCAUGGCAUAUCCGUUCCAUCUGCACGCCUUCUUCCUACCGGACUUGACCUUGAUCGGCAAUGGAUGUGGGUAACCUAUCCCGACUACAAGUUCUUGACAAUCCGCAAUUUAUCGAAAAUGACUCUAAUCCGCCCCUCGUACGACGCCACAACGGACACUCUCAGCAUCACAGCCCCCGCCCCCAACACCAUGGACGAGAAGCUAUAUUUUUUUAUCCCUGCACAUCCCACCUCCGAGUGGCUGGCUGCGAACACGGAAAUAGUGCCAGCGACAGUCUGGAGUACCACUACACCAGCGCAUUGCUACUCGACUGCGCUCACAGGACCGUUUAACAAGUUCUUUGGAAAGGAGGUGAGGCUGGUGUAUAAACCGCCUGUGUCGGAUUCGCCGCGGGCGUUAGUCGGAAAUGGGUCGAGAAAGAUGUUGGGCAGGGAUGCAUCGACGUGCUUUGCGGACCUGAUGCCGUUGCUUGUAGGGAGUGAAAAGAGUAUCACAGAGCUGAAUAAGCGGUUGAAGAUGGCUGAGGAUCUCAAUAUUGAUGUGCGCCGCUUUCGCCCCAAUAUCCUUGUCCAAGGCCAUGAACCCUGGAGCGAAGAUCGUUGGAAGAGCAUCCGCUUGACGCCUUCUGCUGGUGCUUCCGGCUGGAAGUUUGGAUUUGAUUGUUUGAAGCUGGAUGUCGUGGCUAGAUGUGCGAGGUGUCAUGUCCCCAAUGUGGAUCCGGAGACAGCUGAGGAGCAUAAGAGGCAGCCGUGGGAUACGUUGAUGAAAUAUAGGCGCGUAGAUCCUGGCAUCACAUUUAAACCCUGCUUCGGAAUGCUAUGCGUGCCCAGGGGUGGAGGUGGGAAGGUUGAUGUGGGCAUGAAGUUGGAAGUUACGCAAGUGACAGAUAACCAUAGAUACGUGGUGGGGAUGUAGAACGGAC